AUGGUAGAAAUUGAUGGUCUGAUGGCCCUUGUCAAAGACUGGUUUGCCGAUCAGAUUCAUUUGGAUUUCCAAGUCGAGUUCAAUGAUGUCGCUGAAUACGCCGAGCAAGUUCUCCUUGAAGUCAAAGGGACAAGAUUAAAUGAAGAGCUAUGUCAAACGCUCAAUGCAAGCCUAUUGGAAGCACCUGGAAGCGUGACCAGAAAGCUCCUCGAAAAAUCCGAAGACCAAACUCAGUACUCCGUUGAAGUGGUUAUCCAGCUUAUUGUGAACGGACAUUUGCCACCAGCCAAACUGUGCCAUUCGAUACUUAGCAUAUUAUUGGGGAAGCAAGGAAAUUGCCUCACGGAUUAUCUUCUGGAGUCUCAAGAAUCGACAGCAAUACUUGCUUUUAAGGAAAACCUGGGGCAGCUGCUAGAAAGAGCUUUUCUCGCACUUCAUGGAAGUCCCACCGGGGAGUAUUUCAAUUGA
Molecule: messenger RNA, 468 nt
Organism: Penicillium angulare
Lineage: Eukaryota; Fungi; Ascomycota; Eurotiomycetes; Eurotiales; Aspergillaceae
Exons: 2
Coding region: 1-468 (155 amino acids)
Source: RefSeq, a predicted model, not a curated record